Molecule: messenger RNA, 426 nt
Organism: Histoplasma mississippiense
Lineage: Eukaryota; Fungi; Ascomycota; Eurotiomycetes; Onygenales; Ajellomycetaceae
Exons: 1
Coding region: 1-426 (141 amino acids)
Source: RefSeq, a predicted model, not a curated record
AUGAUUGAACCCGAAUUUGUGUAUUAUCACCCCGCUCGUGAUCGCCAGAAAAAUGAGAAGCAGAAACAGCGUGGUACAACUCAGUGGAGAGUUGACCCCGGGCUAUGGAAACAUGUCUCACAUGGAGCAGAAAUAUACCGGGUUCUUCAGAAAACACAGGGUUCUGCUGUCCUUGUAUUCCUGGGGAUGAUUGAUUUGAAACUGAUCCUUUUUCUCCAUGGUGCUGGGGACAUCCGCCAUAUGCUUCUCAUGGGUUGGGCCGGGGAGAGUAUAGACAAAGUCAAAUUCUCAACGCUGAAUGAUGAAAUCUCCAAGUCGGAGAGGGAAAUCCGUAUGCUGGGAGUGGUGCAUAAGGACCUGCGGCCUGCCAACAUGUUAUGGAAUAACGAACUGCGCCGGGUUCAGAGGCAAACAGAAGGGAAAUGA